Messenger RNA from Cinara cedri, 474 nucleotides. NCBI's taxonomy places the organism in Eukaryota, Metazoa, Arthropoda, Insecta, Hemiptera, Aphididae. The record is from the annotation of a GenBank genome assembly.
AUGUCGUUCAAAAAGUAUCAAUACGUCGCACCGGUAUCGCCUCAGGAUCUCACCGAAUGUUUAUCUUUCACUAUCGAUUUUCCCUCAUGCAAGUUUCUACACGUGGGGCUUGAUCCUUCUCAACACACAGUCAUACUUAUAAUCACGCCUUCGAGACACAUACUUAUCACCGUCGAGUUCUUUCAAAGUAUUAACCGAUUAAUGGGAGAUAUACUGUCGUUUUUACUGAAUCCACCGACAUAUAAAAAAAAUGUUUUUUCGUAUACCGAAACUACGACACUUUCGAGUAUGGUAUAUAAAGGAGAAAACGUUAUCGUAUUCGAGUCGAAAACUCAAGACGGGUGCAGAGUGUUACUGAACCGCGAAGACCUCUUACAGUUAAUAACUCUAGAAAAUAGAAUUUUGCAGAACAUCGCACGUUUAGAAGAAACGAGAAAAGCGAGUAUAACAUUAAGACCUCAUUUAAAUAUAUAA